AUGUCGACCAACGCCUCGGAUCUCUUAUGUACGGCAUCGACCUUUGCAUCGAUUCUACCCGCCAACGCAACGGUUGAGAAAAUCGACUGGGUUUCUUCAGGAAGCUCGUAUGGGGAAGGGACUUUGAAUGCAGGCUACCCUACCAAUGCAACAAACUUGCCUGCCUUAUGCGCUGUCACAAUCAAUGUAACCUCUCCGCAGAGCUCGGCCUAUCGGUUCGGCAUUUUACUUCCGCAAAACUGGAACUCGAGGCUGCUCACUGUGGGAAAUGGCGGAUACGCAGGCGGCAUCAACUGGGUUGAUAUCGCCGCAGGGUCCCGGUACGGUUUCGCUGCCCUCUCCACCGACACUGGUCACAACUCCUCGGCAUCAGAUAUGACAUGGGCAUUAUAUCAACCGGAGAAAAGACUCGAUUGGGGUUGGCGGUCUGUUCAUGGAUCGGUGGAGUUAGGAAAGAAGUUGGUAGCUGCGUACUACUCCAAACCAGCCUCUUAUUCGUACUACAGCGGAUGCUCGACCGGCGGCCGCCAGGGUAUGAGGGAAAUGCAGAAUUUCCCUCAGAGCUUUGACGGUGUCAUGGCUGGCGCCCCGUCUUGGUGGCUGAAUGGCAUCGUCAGCUGGCUUGCCAAGGUUAGCCAAUAUAACUGGCCGGCCGACACCCCGGCACACAUUGAUUGGAAACAGCUGCCCGGACUCGCAACAGCAGUGAUGAAACAAUGCGAUGGGGUAGACGGUGUUACUGAUGGCAUCAUCAGCGACCCUCGCAAAUGCACGGUCGAUUAUUCUGCUCUCACGUGUGGCAAUUCCAAUGCCAACUCGUCGACUUGCCUGACUAGCCCGCAGAUUGACCUUCUCAAGAAGGUGUAUGAGGACUAUGUAACCGAGAGCGGAGUCUAUGUUUAUCCUGGACUGAUCACUGGCACCGAGAGCGGCAUGGCAUCUGUGUUGAACGAUUCGACAGGAAAUCCGUAUGGCUUGGGAUACGUACGAAACUUUCUCGACAUGGCGAAUUUCACGAUAGAUCAGUACACAGACAGCAUAGCACUUCAAGCACUUGAACUGGAUCCCGGUCAACCGAUGGCAGAUAUCUACGAUAUAUCUCAAUUUAAAGAUCGUGGCGGCAAGUUCGUUUUGUACCAAGGGUUGGCAGAUCCCCUUGUACCAGCCAAAGGAUCCAGUCUCUACUACGAUCGCCUGGUCCAAACGAUGGGCACAAAUGUCAGCGGAGAAUUCUUCCGCUAUUUCGAGAUUCCUGGCAUGGAUCAUUGCUCCGGCACGGGGGUGGAUGCGCCAUGGCAUGUUGGUCAAGUUGCGGCCAGCGAUAGUUACUCGGUCUCUGGAUUCGAGGAUGCUCAGCACGACCUUUUGCUGGCUCUUGUUGACUGGGUCGAAAAGGACAAGCCCAUCCAGAGCAUAGUGGCCACAACAUGGAAGUCGCCAUUGAACACCUCCUCUGGCGUUCUAAGGCAGCGUCCCAUUUGUCCGUACCCACAUGUAGCUUCGUGGACAGGGGUUGGAGAGAUCAACCAGCCAACAGGUUGGACUUGUCGCCCCAACGCCGCCGCCACCACACCUGCGUUGACGAGCGGUGUGGGAAUAGAGAUGGGUGUGAUGCAUCAUUGGAUCAGCUUCAUGGCCCUGAUUUUGGUUUUUUUCACUACCUUCUAA
Messenger RNA from Pestalotiopsis fici W106-1, 1668 nucleotides. RefSeq lists its product as uncharacterized. NCBI's taxonomy places the organism in Eukaryota, Fungi, Ascomycota, Sordariomycetes, Amphisphaeriales, Sporocadaceae. Bases 1 to 1668 code for a protein of 555 amino acids. The record is from RefSeq and is a predicted model, not a curated record. The transcript is spliced from 2 exons.